AUAAGAAGUAGAUAACCUUCAAAAUACUAUUUCAUAAAGUAUUGGAAAAUGUGUAAUAGUAACAGUGCUACAAGUUAAUAUCUUUCCUACAAUCAUUGAAGACAGUAAGUGUACAGGCAUCUGCUGUCCAAUAUGCCUCAGGAAUCAAGAGGGAUUCGGAAGAGGAAAAAAGUAGAUAAGGAAACUUUGCAGAAAACUGAAGAAAUUGAAGUGACGCCUCGGAUUCUAAGAAAGAAAAUUGUAAAACAGAUGAAAGAAAGGAACAUAAAACUAUUGGUUAGUCAGCAGAAAAGGAAACUAGAUAUUGAUACGGAAGAAAACAAUUACUACUCAGAAGAUGAUGUGCCCCUGUCAAUGAGGUUACAGUACCAAGAGAGAAAAAAAAGAUGUUUGCUUCCAAGAAUGUCGCCGAGUUCUUUAGAAAAAUUGAAAUCCACUUUAGACUUCAAGGAAUCAAAUCCAAAUAUCUUGAAAUUAAAGGAAUGUGUUUCACACAUGCAUGGUAAUAACUAUAGGGAGUCACACUUGCUGUCCUUAUAUUUUUUAAGAAAGGCCAUAGUUAACAGCUUGUUUGAAAGAAGAUGGGAUAACCUAAAACAGCUGUUAAUAAUGCUGAUUGAAAAUUAUCCCAAACCUGUAUUUAACCCUUUCAUCAGACAGAUGUGCCAGAUUAUAAAAACUCUUGAUCCCACAGUGGCCGGAAGUGACUUUGAAGAACAGUUAAAUAUAGUCGAAGAACUUUACAAUAAAAAAACUAGCAACAUUGUAACUUAGUUUAGUCAGCAUAUUCACGCAAGG
Cylas formicarius (sweet potato weevil) is the source of this 798-nucleotide messenger RNA. RefSeq lists its product as uncharacterized. Bases 133 to 774 code for a protein of 213 amino acids. The record is from RefSeq and is a predicted model, not a curated record. NCBI's taxonomy places the organism in Eukaryota, Metazoa, Arthropoda, Insecta, Coleoptera, Brentidae. The transcript has 2 exons.